AUGGAAGUAGGACCUGGCAUUCCUCGGAGGUGUCCGUGUGGAGCAGCGACAGUGGUACUAACAUCGAAAACCAAGGAGAACCCUGGCCGGCGGUUCUACAGAUGCGGGGUAGUUUUUGGGGAAAAUCACGUGUUCAAGUGGGCUGAUGAUGCCGUGCUUGAGGAGAUAGAAGCACUAGCGGUAAAGCAGUCGGUAAUGGAGAAUGAACUGAUUGAAAUCAAGGAACAACUUCUGGAUAUUAAAAAAGAUAUUACGGAGAUUGUUCAGGUGGUUGCGGCAUUUUCUUCCAAACUUCAAAAGUAA
This is a messenger RNA of Brassica oleracea var. oleracea, 303 nucleotides long. RefSeq lists its product as uncharacterized. Gene Ontology annotation, molecular function: zinc ion binding. Bases 1 to 303 code for a protein of 100 amino acids. NCBI's taxonomy places the organism in Eukaryota, Viridiplantae, Streptophyta, Magnoliopsida, Brassicales, Brassicaceae. The record is from RefSeq and is a predicted model, not a curated record. The transcript has a single exon.